Symbiodinium natans is the source of this 1113-nucleotide messenger RNA. Lineage: Eukaryota; Dinophyceae; Suessiales; Symbiodiniaceae. The record is from the annotation of a GenBank genome assembly.
AUGGCCGCCCCGCUGCCAGCAGCACUACAGUCUCUCGAGCCGCGCUUGCAGGAAUGGCAGAAGGAUUCUGGCCAGGCAGUACGGUACCUCAAGAAGGACUUCAACAUGACAUCAGAUCUGCUGGCGCCGCUGUUCGCAGAGAUGGAGAGGCGUCAGGUCAAGCUCAACCGCCAGCAUUUCUUUGCAGCGAUGGCCCAUGUUGGUAGAGCCGAGUGGACGGACAUCAAGCAGCUCCUGGAUCAAAUGGCACACUUGCAGAUCGACGGAGGCGACGUCGCGCUGGGCAACGCUAUCAACGCCUGCCAGCAAGCAGAGGCGUGGUCGUCUGCUUUGAAGCUUGUGCAGCAAGCACAAGACCAACCUGCACAAGCUGAGGCUGAGGAGCUUCCCCUGGAGGUGGGAAUGCUUGAGGAGUGGCGUGCAGAUCCGAUGCGGGCUCUGUCUUUCUUGGAGACUGAGCUGAACAUGGACGCGGGCCAGCUGGGGAAGGUGCUCAGAGAGAUGUUGCAGAAUGGAGUGCAGCUCACAGCCGCCCAUUUUAAAGCGGCUUUGGCACACCCUGGCGGGUCGGAUCCGGAAGGCAUGAAGAAGAUCUUCGAGCAGAUGAAAAGGGGGAAAGUUCGGCCAGAUGGCAGCUCGUACGCGAAAGCCAUCGGGGUGUGCGCAGAGAAGAACUUUGGUUCUCGCUUUGUGCUUUGUGCCAGUGUCGCCGUUGUGCCGAGGAACUACUGGUCGACAGCCUGCGACUUUUUGCAGAGCAUGCGCGCCCGGCAAAUUUCCCUUCCGGCGGGGCACGACCCUGAGACCUUGAAGGUCUGCGAGAGUCUGGAUAGAUUCCGCGGUGCAUUAACAUUCGAGCAGUGGCGAGAGGAGCCGCAGCAAGCGAUGGAGUUCUUGAAGAAGCAGAAGGGCUUCCCUUCCACUCUGCUGCUGCCGGUGCUACAGGAGAUGCACGCCCGGGGCGUCAAGCUGACUCUCCAACACUUCCUGGCCGGCCUUCGCGGCAGCGCGAACGACUUCACCGAGAUCGGAGCCCUGCUGCAACUCAUGAGGAGUGCCGAGGUCAAUCCGAAUGAGGACUUCUUGUUUCAGGCCAACAACCAGGGUAUGUAG